AUGGGACCCACCAAAAACCAAUCUUUUGUUUCAGCCACAAAAACCGUUUCCUUAUCAAUUGCUGCCACAGAAACUGUUUCCUUCUUCUAGCAGACAUUCAUCACCGCCUACUACUAAAAUCUUCUCUGAUUCUCCGUCGUUAGCCAUUCUUCAAUUGCUGCAAAUUUAAGCUACGAUAAUUUCUCUGGAAUAACUACAAAUUCCCUCUUUUCAUACUCCAUAUUCACUUGAAAGUUUUCACCUUUGAUUACAAUAUUGGAGCUCCAAUUCAAGAGAGAAGCAUUGGAAGGAUAUGAAGUUGAUUGCUAAUCCAUCGUUGAUAACAAAUGAGAUUAAAAGCUUUAUUACAGGAAAGUAAUGGCGGUAAAUUGAAAAGGGGAACCAUCAGGAACAUUGCAAGCCUAUUUAAAACAAGUGUUAGGACAGUUCAGAGAAUUUGGAAGCUAGCAGCAAUUACUUCUACAGAUGGAAGAGUUGAUGUAUCACGCAGAUUUUCUAAAAGAUGCGGAAGAAAACGAGUGGAUAUUGAUUUUACUUUGAUCAUGGCAAUUCCUCUCCGGCGUCGGACAAACAUCAGGUCACUUUCCAGUGAAAUGAAAGUGUCCAAAUCAACCCUUCACCGACGAAUUAAAGAAGGUGCUAUAAGGCCACACUCAAAUGCACUCAAACCACAAUUGACAGAUCAGAAUAAGCAAGUAAGGCUUAACUUUUGCUUGUCAAUGCUUGAACCAGAAAGUCUCAACAGCAAUCCAACAUUUAUGAGUAUGUUCAAUGUUGUGCAUAUUGAUGAAAAGUGGUUUUACAUGACUAAAGAAUGUGAAAAAUAUUAUCUUCAUCCUCAAGAAGAAGAACCUCUUAGGACAUGUAAGAGCAAAAAGUUCAUUGUGAAAGUUAUGUUCCUAGCUGCUGUUGCUCGACCACGUUUUGACUGCUCUGGUAACCCAACAUUUGAUGGGAAAAUUGGGAUUUUUCCUUUUGUAUUCAAAGAACCAGCAAAGAGGAGUAGUAAAAAUCGUAUGGCAGGUUUUGCCUGCAAUACAUGCUAA
Messenger RNA from Coffea eugenioides, 1046 nucleotides. RefSeq lists its product as uncharacterized. NCBI's taxonomy places the organism in Eukaryota, Viridiplantae, Streptophyta, Magnoliopsida, Gentianales, Rubiaceae. The transcript is spliced from 3 exons. The record is from RefSeq and is a predicted model, not a curated record. Bases 327 to 1046 code for a protein of 239 amino acids. Gene Ontology annotation, molecular function: nucleic acid binding.